Messenger RNA from Kuraishia capsulata CBS 1993, 1518 nucleotides. RefSeq lists its product as uncharacterized. Bases 1 to 1518 code for a protein of 505 amino acids. The record is from RefSeq and is a predicted model, not a curated record. NCBI's taxonomy places the organism in Eukaryota, Fungi, Ascomycota, Pichiomycetes, Pichiales, Pichiaceae. The transcript has a single exon.
AUGGUUGGAGUGAUACGAGGUGUAAGUAGGCAGAAAGCCUUCUGUGCGAUCUGCUCCAGAAAUUACUCCUCCUCGAACGACGAGUUUGUCGAUCUCAUCAAACAACUAGGAUCCGUCUACAGACAGCCGUCGCCAACAAGAGACGCAAAGCUUCAGGUUGAGGUUCCUCGGCCUAAACCCAACAGAAAUACAGAUUUUGCCGUUCCCGUGUCGCCUCUGGUGAAGUUUUCCACAGUGGACGCUUUGGCAUCAAUCCUUUCCCCGGUUCAUCAUGACCAAAGCAUACUGCUGUCCAACCAGUCGGAAAUCAAAUGGGAUAAACUGCAAUUUAGAUCACCGCAUUCUGCGUUGAUAUAUUUUACAAAGUCCGGAGCUGUUUCCAGAACUGAUCCAAUACCGAAAAGGGCGACUUUUGAUGAUAUGGGCGACGAAAGCGCAAAGCCGAUAUCGGGCUGCUCGCAGAAGAUGACGGAGAUGAUCCAGAAAGCCUUCCUAAGUCCAACUUGUUCUAAAGCAGAAUUGACCGAGUUACUGGAGAAUCUAUUGAAGAUAACCAAGUACUCCAAUGUCGUUUCUAUGACCAAAAGAUGUGAAGUUGCUCUCUUUCUACUGCAGAGUCUGCCGGAGAAGAAGUCCAAGUACACCAAAGAGGUGAUCGAGACCAUUGCCGAGUUUGUGGAAAGCCAGGAGGAUCUGAUAAAACAUGUGAUUCCUAGGUUGUGUCGGAUGGAAGCUACGUUUGCCAGUCCUGAAGGCUGUGCCAUUUUGGCCGAAAUGCUGAAGGGUCGUUCUCUGAUGCCUCUCUCGGUGUAUGCUACGCAAAUGCUUGCUCGCGGUCUCGCUGAACGCAAAGCGAAUCCCGAUUAUACCGAGCUGAUAAGACAAUGUCUCAUAAGUGUUGCUGCAAAGAACAGGAUGCCGGAAUUUGGCGUGGUGGAAACGUAUCUCCAACGUGCACUGACCCCGGAGGUUCUGGCCAAUAAAGACGAGGCCCUCAGAUUGCUCUCCCCAUUUUCUCGUGUCUUCAAUUCUACUUUGAAUGCUCGACUUCUGAGGAAGAUGCUGCCACUUAUGAACUCAAUGCAAGACAUUCAUUUUCUGCUGAAUGUGCUCUUUGACCAGGGCAAUCGUUCUCACGAUGUUCGCAAGUCCACGGCCACUCACGUUCUCAAAGAGUGUCACCAUGAAAUUCUCUCGAGGAUAUUCGACUUUGAGCUUGAUCCGAAACUGCUCCACCUUCAAGCAGCCUCUUUCACAAGCGUUUUAACCAGACUGCAGUACAUCAUGAACAGCGAUUUCGAUGCCAAAGCAAACACACAGAUCCUGUACAUAUUCUCCAAGUUGCAGAGCACGUUUGCCGUUCAAAAGUACCUGAAGAAAAUGACGCCCUCGUCAGAGGUGGUGAGAAAUGUCAUUACCGUCUUCGGAGACCCCUCCGGUAUUCCAUUUGUUCCUGGUUAUGAGAAAUCGGUGCAGGAAGCCUAUCUCAAGUAUUUAAAUGAGAGCAGUCACAUUUGA